Messenger RNA from Kockovaella imperatae, 2242 nucleotides. Its product is annotated as cytosine-purine permease. Gene Ontology annotation, biological process: transmembrane transport. NCBI's taxonomy places the organism in Eukaryota, Fungi, Basidiomycota, Tremellomycetes, Tremellales, Cuniculitremaceae. Gene Ontology annotation, cellular component: plasma membrane; fungal-type vacuole membrane. The record is from RefSeq and is a predicted model, not a curated record. The transcript is spliced from 11 exons. Gene Ontology annotation, molecular function: transmembrane transporter activity. The coding region runs from base 452 to 1891 and encodes 479 amino acids.
CUCGAAAGGAAAAUUUCUAUCACCGGCUACUUAUUAACUAUCUGUGGGCCUGACAGAGCUCCCUCCGUUCUGGAGCUUAGGCGCCGCCAAGGUACAAUUAUAUUCUUAGAACAUUGACAGGCUGAUAAGGCUUUGGGGGCCAGAAGGUCAAAUUCUGCUCGUGUGCCAGCAGAAUUUUUCACCUCCGCCCUUCUAUCUAACGGACGGGAUCUUUCCCAUAAGCGCAAGCACAAAACUCUCACCACUUGGGUACUGAGAAGUUCUGCUGCGAGACUGAUUCCUCGUUGUCUAUACGGGCAUCAUGUCAAAAAACUAUCAAUGGGAGGAAAAGGAUCCGUACAUCCCCUACGAUCCCAGUCCUAAUCCAUAUGCCGGCGAGAAUGGCGCAACCGGCGUCUACGGAGGAGGAAGAGAGGGAUUCACUGCUGAAGGAGAUCACGAAGAUGCGAUCAUGGAGAAGUCUGGUCUCCAUCGAUUCUUUAGAAAACUCUUUGAUCAUGGUGUAGAAGCUAGAGGUAUCGAGCGAGUACCAGAGGAAGAACGAGAUGGAACGCACACGAUCGGAUUGUUGCUCCUUUGGUGGAGUGUCAACAGUGUCGUCUCCACAGUGCCUAUCGGACUUCUCGCCCAACCCUUCUACGGUCUUUCAUUCAAAUCCGCGGUCGCUUGUAUUGUCACCUUCACUGCUAUCGGAGCUGCAUGCUGUGGUUUCAUCGCCACCCUCGGGCCUAAGACUGGUCUUCGUACAAUGGUCAUCUCACGGUACUCUGUCGGAUUCGUCGGAGCCACCAUCUUUGCCAUCUUCAACAUUUUGACACAGCUCGGAUUCUCAUGCACUGCCGUCAUCCUCGGCGGACAGACAUUGACUAAUGUGUCGAAUGGUAAACUUCCCCUUGAAGCCUCCAUCGUCCUCGUUGGCUUCACCGCUCUGAUCCUCUGCUUUGUCGGAUACAACGCCGUGCACUACUGGGAACGCUACGCUUGGAUCGUGCUCAUGGUGUUCUAUUGCUGCAUCUGGGCUCUGGCCGCAAAACAAGGCUUCGACUUCACAGCUCAGGAAGCUCUACAGCCAACCGGUCUCGCUUACGCGGGUGGCUUCUUGAGUUUCGGCGGAAUCGUCUUCUCUUCUUCGGCCGGUUGGGCUCCCAUUUGCGCCGAUUUUUGCUGUCGUCUUCCUCACAGGAUCAGCGGUGUCAAGGUCUUCUUCUUGACUUGGUUCGGACUCAUGGUCCCACUCGUCUUUCUUGAAACCAUGUCCGCCGCUUUGAUGACGGUGCCAGCGUAUGCGAAUGCCUUCGGAGCAGAUGGAGAUGUCGGUGCUGUCCUUUCCCAAGUAUUUGAGCCAUGGGGCGGCGGAGGCAAGUUCAUUCUUGUCAUCCUCGCUUUCAGUAUCAUUUGCAACUGUACACCCAACACGUAUUCCGCCGCCUUGUCGGCUCAAACCUUAUUCCCUUGGUUCGAGAAGAUCCCAAGGGCUUUAUGGUGUGUGGUCAUGUUUGUGAUUUACACCGUUGCCGCCGUCGCCGGUCGAGAACACUUCAGCACUUUGCUCUCCAACUUUUUGUCCAUCCUUGGAUAUUGGAUCGCCUUCUUCAUUGUUGUGGUGGCUGAAGAGCAUUACAUUUUCCGAUCUUGGAUCAUUGACGAAGGCUAUGAUCUGGAUGUCUACGACAGUAUCACUGAACUUCCUGUGGGAAUCGCGGGGAUCUUUGCAUGCUGCUGUGGUGCCGGACUCGCCGCGGUGUCCAUGGCUCAAGUGUGGUACAUUGGUCCUCUUGGCAAAGUGUUUGGAGAGUAUGGUGGAGAUCUAGGCUUCGAGAUGUCUGCCGCUGCGACAGCCAUUGUUUACCCACCGCUCCGAUACUUGGAAUACAGAAUCUUUGACAGGUAAAUGGCGUGGUGGAUCGUGUGGACACGCCACAGUAUGGGGUGUGAAGGAGGCGAUUAUCUUGAUCUUAAUAGUUAGUAGUCGGUGGUCCGAGAUGAAAGUGGGUCUGUCGAAGAUCGAGUCGGCAAAGCUCGCGUCUGUGCAGGAUGCAAGUAUCCCUUCCCGCGUAGAGUUUUGAGAAGCUUGCCUUGUAGACCUCGCCGAUCUAUAUCGGCGAUCUGCCGUCUUCAGCUGGGAUGGCCGCUCGAGUCCGUCGGAAACAGCCUUGAAUCGCCUGUCAUCGACCCUCUUUCGAGUGGGGGAGAAAAGCCACUCUAGGAACGAUCCUUCACGACGACCGCGACGACGUGUGAU